Molecule: messenger RNA, 3262 nt
Organism: Styela clava
Lineage: Eukaryota; Metazoa; Chordata; Ascidiacea; Stolidobranchia; Styelidae
Source: RefSeq, a predicted model, not a curated record
UGCGACCUGUUUUUGUUUUGCUUUGCUGUAUGCGGGUUUGGUCUGGACGAGUCGAGUUCUUGUUUUGUUGUUCUGCUGUUCGGUUGGCACGUCGAUUUCAGCUUAAUGUUUCCCUAAAUUGUUCAAUUUUCUAGUUGUUCUGCUGUAUUCCAAAUGAGCUGCAUGGAUUCGGAAGGUGCGAAUAGUGAUGUAGGCAUCAAGGUUACCAACAUAUCAGAUAGUGAUGGCUACCUAUCCAAUCCAGAAAUGGAGAAUUUUGUGGAUCAGGAAUUCAUGAGAGCGAUCGGAGAAAACGAGGCAAAAGAGCGGGCGAUCGAAAUUCCACCAGAAACAAGAAGAGAAAGUGACAAUAAUUCACAUCCACAACUAGAUUCCACGUCUACGCCUGCUGUAAAUGUGUCAGGACAAAAUUCAUGCCCGUCUCCAGGUACAACUGGAAUGCCUGAAGUAUUGGUGCAGGCAGGAUGGAGAAUGUUUUGGAGCCAAAGAAAUCGAUAUUAUUUUUUCAAUAAAUUAACCAACCAAUCAUUGUGGGACAUGCCACAAAUUGCACAAGCGGGGAUGGCAGUUCCGAAAAGUCCAACUGGUGCUGCUCCAUUGAAUGAUCCUCUUGGUUUAUCUUCUGCAACAACAACAAAAACUGCUUCACCCGAUAAUAAAUCUCAACCUGUUUCUUUAAAGAGAAGAUCUAUUGAUGAAACAUGGAAUGGAGUAUCUCGUAACAAACAACCGAAGCUUGAAUGCUACUGGAACUUUGAUAUCAAUACUGACGUCAUGGUGAUGGAGAGUGCUCCAUGUAAUUUAGCUCCACCUAUACCCGAAGUGGAACAGUUUCGUGCAACUUUAACAAAUCAACUUCGUCAACAUUAUCAAGAUAUGUGUCAUUCACGAGAAGGUAUCGAUGCACCAAAUGAAUCAUUUAACAGAUGGAUAUUAGAAAGGAAAGUAUCAGACAGAGGAAGAGAUCCAAUGCUUCCUACUGAUUGUCCUGUGGAGGUAUCACCAUCGAUGUAUCGAGAAAUUAUGCAUGAUAUUCCAAUUCGAUUAUCAAGAAUUAAAUAUUUAUCUGAUGCCAGAAAACAACUGUUUUGUUAUGCAGAAGCUGCUAAGAAAAUGAUCGAAACUAGAAAUACAACAGCAGAAAGUAGGAAACAAGUGAAAUGGCAAACAGAAGAAACAUUUUCCUGGUUAAGAAAAGAACAGAAUGCAUUAUUGGAAGACUAUUUAGAUCGAUUGAGUCAUUUACGACGGCAGUGUGGACCCCACCUGGCACAAACGGCAAAGAACUCAGUCGAGGCAAUUUGUAUUAAAAUGUACCACAUGGCUCGAGAAUGCUCGAAGAAGAUAUUUGACAAAGCAACAUCAUUAUUACAAUUAAAUAAAAUAGAAAUUCCUGUGCAACCGAACCCAACUGCUCGUCUAGUACCAGCUGCUCCAACGAAAAUGAUCACCCCUACCCCACCAUUGACUGGGGUUACACAAGAAAGAGACAAGACCCAUGUUUCUUUAACCUAUAAAAGUGAAGUAAUGAGAAUAAACGGAAAAUUUAUGGAAAAACUGGAGCUAUUAUACAGGCACAGUUGUCAUGAUGAUCCGACGAUGUCAAAUUUUUUACCGAGGGUUUGGUGUUUACUAAGAAGAUACCAGACUAUGUUUGGGCCGAAUCAGUACGAAGGUAUCGUCUUGCAAGGAGCUCUACCUGUUCCAGUAUUCAAAUGUCUUCAUGAUAUCUUCGGAGUUACGAUGGAAUGUUUUGCCUCACCUUUGAACUGUUAUUUUAAACAUUAUUGUUCGGCGUUCACAGAUACAGACUCCUAUUUUGGUUCGAGCGGACCGGUUUUGCAAUUUUUUCCGGUCAGCGGAUCAUUUGAAGCUAAUGCACCAUUUGCUGAAGAACUUAUGGAAUCAAUGGUCGAUCAUUUUGAUAAACUUUUAGCGCAAACAGACAAACCUCUUUCAUUUAUUGUUUUUGUUCCAGAGUGGAGAGAUCCCACUCCUGUUGCCACAUUGCACAUGGAAAAUAGUAGAUUCAAACGAAAACAAGUUCUUAUUCCUGCGUUCGAACACGAAUAUAGAAGUGGAUUGCAACAUGUAGCUCCUGUGAAUGAAGUAUAUCAUAAAUCGGUACAUGGGACUCUACUUUUCUUUCUACAAAACGAUGCUGGGUUCGAAAAGUGGGGACCGACGCCCGCGAGAUUACGUGAAUUACUUUCGUCUUUUCAACCAGAAAAUCGAACAUGUUCUGAAAAUUUGCUUCUUUAAUAAUAAAAAAUUUUGAUGAUUUUAUUGCGAAAUAUUUUAAUAUGAAAAGUUUUUUUUAUAAAUUUAGACCAUAAUUGAAAGAUUUAAAUUUGUGGAAACAAGAUACAUAUUUAGUAAUUCACUAUAUUCAAAAUGGGAACCAAUAAACGAUAGAAUAAUGACUAUGAAUAUCAAAUUUUCAUUGCAACAAUGCUUAUAGGAGUGCAUUAUAUUUUUUACGUUUUCAAUUUCAAAUGUACGCUUGCUUUUUAUAUUUUAACCUUAUUUUUGUUCAUUUUUUUUUUUCGUGUGACAUUCAUUUUAUCAACUCUGCCAUUCUUUUCAACCCUUUUUUUUUAUCUAUACUCUUAUUUUUUGAAGGUUUUCAAUUGAAUCCACUUUGACUUUGCUGCUUGUAUGUAGUAUAAUUAGCGCCAACCCAUAAUCUAAGAUAGCAUUGUAUUACACUACGCCACACCGCCAUGAUUGUUUUUUAAAGUCAUGUUUGAUUUAUAUAUUUUGACACAAAUAAACCUUGCGCUACAGAUACGUAUAAAAAUCUCCAUUUUUUUUUUUCAGUGACAUUUUAUUGAAAAUAAUGUGAAUGAAUUAAAUAGAAUAGUCAUUUCCACUCUUGCUAUAGCAUCCUUGCGUUAUACGCAUACGGAUCCACCUGCACAAAGGCAUAGAGAGCAAGGAACGGUAGUUAGUUUCACGUCACCCCAACUGUUAGUUAAACUGAAAUUGUUUACUUCAUUCAUAAUUUGUAGAUUGUUUUGUCUGAAGAAGUUAUGCUAUUAUCUAACGAAAGGUUUCUUGAUAUAAGAUUAUGGUAUUCUUGUAAUGUUAAUUUAGCUUUGUUUCCAUGAUGCCCAAUGAAUUGGUGCAUUAUGGGUUUUCAACUGAUGAUUGCCGAACUAAACUUAUGACAGACACUUUGUUUUGCUUUCUUUGAAAUCCAUGUCUCAGUUCCACAGUAUGACAUAAUUUGCAUUCGCUAGAAAAUUCUUAUAUAAUUAUU